CUAAAAAAAAUACACCCGUUUCUGAAAAGAUUUUGCAAAUAUACUCCAUUUAAUACUCCAUGCGGACGUUUCAUGCGGACGUUUGUUUUUUUUUAAACUUGAUUAGAUAGUUUACCAAACACGGCCACUACUGCAUAAACAAGGACGUUCUAGUCAACACUCGGGAGUCGCGGUCCAAUUCAAACAGUCAACAAUCCACCCGAUCGCCAGCGCACCGGCGUCGCAGGUUACCUGCAGGAGCAGCAGCAGGGCAAUUCCCUUUUAACUGUUGCUGGUCACGGUCCUCUCUCUCUCUGGACGUUCACAUUACUUGCUCGGAUUUAUACAUGGACACCAUCAUCCCAUGGUCCAGCUUCAACCACCAAAACCCGUUCACAGUUCACACGGUGCCACUUGCUAUCAGCAAAUUUUUGCUAAAAUUCACCAAAUUUCAGUACUGAAUUGUGAUUGGUAUCAGCACGACACCGUGUGAUUGUGAUCUCCUGCGGUCUAGUCAAAACCUUGCAAUCCUAGCCUUGUCACCCGCCGUGGCCCGCUGAUGGCGAACCACGGUGGCAGGUCGCUCUCAUGGCAGCCCCUUCCUUGCGGCUCUCGGUUUCGUGCGCCCUGAAUACCGUGCCGCUGCCGGAACCUUCCUCGCUUGACUUCGCGCGGGACUAAUGGUGGAGCGAUCGUCAGAAUCUGCGUGAUCCGGUGAGCGUGCAGCGUCAUGGCGGCCGAGCGCUUCCUGCUGAUGGCGGUGGCGGCCGUCGUGGUCGCGGCCGGUGGCGGCGGCGCCGCGGAGUUCGCCUACGACGGCUUCCGUGGCGCGGGCCUGUCGCUCGACGGCAUGGCCGCCGUCACGCCGGCCGGGCUGCUGCUGCUCACCAACGACACCAACAUGGCGUCGUCGCAGCAGAACGACACCGCCAUGUCCAAGGGCCACGCCUUCCACCCAGUCCCGGUGAGGUUCCGCCGCGCGGCGCCGGGGGCAGGUGGUGCCGCCGGCGGCGAGGUGCCGUCCUUCUCGACCACGUUCGUGUUCGCCAUCGUGUCGGAGUUCCUGGACCUGAGCACGAGCGGGUUCGCGUUCCUGGUGGCGCCCACCACGGACCUGUCCCCGGCGAUGCCGCAGCAGUACCUGGGCCUCUUCAACAGCACCGACAACGGCGACCCCCGCAACCGCGUCUUCGCCGUCGAGCUCGACACCGUGCGCAACCCGGAGUUCGCCGACAUCAACAACAACCACAUCGGCGUCGACGUCAACAGCCUCAACUCCUCGGCCGCAGCGCCGGCGGGGUACUACGACGACGCCGACGGCGCGUUCCGGAACCUGAGCCUCAUAAGCCGGGAGCCCAUGCAGGUUUGGGUGGACUACGACGCCGCCACCGCGGCGGUCACCGUGGCCAUGGCGCCGGCGCGGCGGCCCCGGCCGAAGAGGCCGCUCCUGUCCACGAACGUCAACCUCUCCGCCGUCAUCGCCGGCACGGCGUACGUCGGCUUCUCGUCGGCGUCCAGCAUCGUGCUGGUCAAGCACUACGUGCUCGGCUGGAGCUUCAGCCUCGGCGGCGAAGCUCCGGCUCUCGACUACGCCAUGCUGCCCAGGCUGCCGCGCAUCGGCCCGAAGCCCCGGUCCAAGGCGCUGGCCGUCGCGCUGCCGAUUGCCACCACGGCGACCGUCCUCGCGGCGGUCGCCGUCGGGUUCUUCCUCCUCCGGCGGCGGCGCCGGUACGCCGAGCUGCGCGAGGAUUGGGAGAUGGAGUUCGGGCCGCACCGGUUCGCGUACAAGGACCUGUACGACGCCACCGAUGGGUUCAAGGACAGGCGACUCCUCGGAGCAGGAGGAUUCGGGAGGGUGUACAGGGGCGUGCUCCCGGGGUCCCGGACCGAGGUCGCCGUGAAGAAGGUGUCCCACGGAUCACGGCAAGGGAUGAAGGAGUUCGUCGCCGAGGUGGUCAGCAUCGGCCGGCUCCGGCACCGCAACCUCGUGCCGCUGCUCGGCUACUGCCGGCGCAAAGGGGAGCUCCUGCUGGUCUACGACUACAUGCCAAACGGCAGCCUCGACAGGCACCUGCACGGCGGCGCCGGCGAGCCCGUCCUGGUCUGGGCUCGGAGGCUUCACAUCAUCCGAGGCGUCGCCGCCGGGCUGCUCUACAUGCACGAGGACUGGGAGAAGGUGGUCGUCCACCGGGACAUCAAGGCGAGCAACGUGCUACUUGAUGGCGAGAUGAACGGGCGGCUGGGCGACUUCGGCCUCGCGAGGCUGCACGACCAUGGCGACGACGCGCACACCACGCGCGUGGUCGGCACCAUGGGCUACCUGGCGCCGGAGCUGGUGCGCACUGGCAGGGCGACCACUCGCUCCGACGUGUUCGCCUUCGGCGCGUUCGUUCUGGAGGUUGCCUGCGGCCGGAGGCCCAUCGAGGAGGAGGAGGAGGAGGAGGACGGCCGGUUCGUGCUCGUGGAGUGGGUGCUCGGUCACUGGCGCGAGGGCUCCAUCGCCGGCGCGGUGGACGCCAGGCUCGGCUCGGAGUUCGACGCCGCGGAGGCGGACCUGGUGCUGCGGCUGGGGCUGGCGUGCCUGCACCCGUCGCCGGCGGCGCGGCCGAGCAUGCGGCAGGUCACGCAGUACCUCGACGGCAGCGCGCCGUUGCCGGAACUGCCCGCGACGUACGUCGCGUUCGAGGGCGGGGAGAAGCACCAGCACCAGCAGGCGCUCUUCGACUCGUGGUCCGUCUGGCGGACGACCUCGACGGCGGCGAUGAGCUUCGCCACCAUGUCUGACAUCGGCAUAUCCGGCGGCAGAUGACACGGGCACACGGCCGUAGCGUGUUCCUCCUCCAUUUGAGGCUGCGAUUGUUUAGAGUCCCAAUUAGCAAUUGGGAAUCGAGGCUAAUGGCGCGAUGAUUUGAUCAGAACGCAAAAUUUUGACCCUUUCUUAUACGGUCUUUUAAUAAGAUAUGCUUAUCUA
Messenger RNA from Panicum virgatum (switchgrass), 2950 nucleotides. Its product is annotated as L-type lectin-domain containing receptor kinase SIT2-like. Gene Ontology annotation, cellular component: plasma membrane. Bases 710 to 2788 code for a protein of 692 amino acids. The record is from RefSeq and is a predicted model, not a curated record. The transcript has a single exon. NCBI's taxonomy places the organism in Eukaryota, Viridiplantae, Streptophyta, Magnoliopsida, Poales, Poaceae. Gene Ontology annotation, biological process: protein phosphorylation. Gene Ontology annotation, molecular function: protein kinase activity; ATP binding; carbohydrate binding.